ACUUUAGGUGAUGAUUUUGUAAGACUUAGGUUUUUGGUUUACAUAUUCACACUAAACAUAAUUGAUCAAAAAAGAAGGAAAAAAGAGUGUGUCCAUGUGCAAGGACACGAGUUAGGCACAUGUGGUGGGAGGAAAGGAGUUAGGAACACGUGGCGUCUCUAUCACUAUAAAUUCAGUCUGUACCCUCCUUCCUCUCUUCUCGUUACAUAAUAGAUUAUACAUAAUACAUCUCUCUUUCCACAUUACUGAGCCACCAGAGAAGCUACAUAGGUCAAAAAUGGCGGACGGAAGCGGUGCUGAUUGCCAUACUGAUACAGAACUAAAGCCGAUUCGGAAAGUGCUUCUCAUUUCCGCUGGUGCUAGUCACUCCGUUGCUCUUCUCUCUGGAAAUGUUGUUUGCUCAUGGGGAAGAGGAGAGGAUGGACAGCUUGGCCUUGGGGAUGCUGAAGAUCGAUUUUCUCCAACUCAGGUGAGUGCAUUGGAUGGGCAGGAAAUAGUAUCUGUCACUUGUGGAGCUGAUCAUUCAACUGCUUACUCGGAGGGCUUCAAGCAAGUCUAUAGCUGGGGAUGGGGUGAUUUUGGGAGAUUGGGUCAUGGAAACUCCAGUGAUUUGUUCACUCCUCAACCAAUUAAAGCACUUCAUGGUAUACGCAUUAAGCAGAUUGCAUGUGGAGACAGCCAUUGUCUUGCUGUUACCAUGGAAGGCGAAGUGCAGAGUUGGGGGAGAAAUCAAAAUGGCCAACUAGGCCUUGGCACCACAGAGGACUCUCUUGUGCCUCGAAAGAUUGAAGCUUUCAAGGGAAUACCUGUAAAAAUGGUUGCUGCUGGUGCUGAACAUACAGCUGCUGUCACAGAAGAUGGUGAACUUUAUGGUUGGGGUUGGGGUCGAUAUGGUAAUCUGGGCUUAGGUGACCGAAAUGAUCGCUUGGUUCCAGAAAAAGUGUCAGCCAAUGUGGGAGAAAAGAUGUUCAUGGUUGCAUGCGGUUGGCGUCAUACUAUUUGUGUCUCCUCUUCUGGUGCUUUGUAUACAUAUGGCUGGAGCAAAUAUGGUCAGCUAGGUCAUGGUGAUUUUGAGGAUCACCUUUUUCCUCAUAAGGUUCAAGCUCUGCAUGGAAGUUCUACUUCUCAGAUAUCAGGUGGUUGGAGACAUACCAUGGCACUUACUUCUGAUGGAAAACUUUAUGGUUGGGGUUGGAACAAGUUCGGACAAGUUGGUGUUGAUGACAAUUGUGAUCAUUGUUCACCUGUUGAAGUAAAAUUUCCACAUGACCAGAAAGUAAUUCUGAUUUCAUGCGGUUGGAGGCACACACUUGCUGUUACAGAAAGGCAGAAUGUCUUCUCCUGGGGAAGAGGUACAAAUGGUCAGCUAGGUCAUGGGGAGUCUGUUGAUAGGUAUGUCCCAAGGAUAAUAGAAGUGUUAAGUGUUGAUGGAUCAAGUGGACAACAAAUCGGAUCUUCGACAUUUGAUCCAUCAGCAGCUGAAAAAUCUUGGGUUUCACCUACAGAGAGAUAUGCUGUUGUUCCGGAUGAAAACGUGCCAAGACAAACAGUGAUUUCAGUAAGAGGGACUGGAAACGAUGUAAAUGUGCCGGAAAAUGAUGUGAAAAGGAUCCGAUUAUGAGAUUACUAGCUAUGAAUGCAGUAGCAGUCUGGUUGACGUUCUGGACUGAUAUCUUCUAUUAAAAUUUGACCGCCCAAACACCAAUAAUUUGGGUUUUUAUUUAUGGGAGAAGGUAAAGAUUAAUAUUAUCUUGAAAAUUUGAGAUGUAGCUAUGUGAUAAUAUGAUAGGCAUGCAAGAGCCUUUUUGUCCUCAUGCUAAAUUCCUCCUAAACUAAAGAUGUGGUGGUGCAUUUGAGGUUCAUCUCUAACUGGAAUCCGGGACGUAAAUGUCAUUCAUAAGUUGACCACUAUAUAUUGGCAUUCUGAAUCUCAAAGAAGGCAUCAUAAGUAUAUAGUUGAUGUGAAACAAGAUUGCAAGUGCCUUAUCUUUUAAAUGAAAAUUUUACUUAUUUAAGCAAA
Solanum dulcamara is the source of this 2020-nucleotide messenger RNA. Its product is annotated as ultraviolet-B receptor UVR8. The record is from RefSeq and is a predicted model, not a curated record. The coding region runs from base 278 to 1621 and encodes 447 amino acids. NCBI's taxonomy places the organism in Eukaryota, Viridiplantae, Streptophyta, Magnoliopsida, Solanales, Solanaceae. The transcript has 12 exons.